This is a messenger RNA of Scleropages formosus (Asian bonytongue), 814 nucleotides long. RefSeq names its product translocase of inner mitochondrial membrane 10 homolog B (yeast) (gene timm10b). Lineage: Eukaryota; Metazoa; Chordata; Actinopteri; Osteoglossiformes; Osteoglossidae. Bases 203 to 775 code for a protein of 190 amino acids. The transcript is spliced from 3 exons. The record is from RefSeq and is a predicted model, not a curated record.
GGGCGUGGCUACAGGAGAAACAUGGCUGCGCCCGUGUGAAAGUCAUGUUGUAUUCUACUCUCCUGUAAAACCUUUAAAAACCCGUCAUUUCACAAUAUUUACGUAUUUUGUGCAUCGUGCAAAAAUAUACUUAAUGUGCUUGUACUUAUUUAAAUUGUUUUUUUUCGAAUGUGUUGCCAGUAACUUGCCGUAACCUGAAAAAAUGGAUCAUGAUCAACAACAACUGAGAAAUUUGCGGGAUUUCCUCCUGGUUUACAAUCGUAUGACAGAGAUCUGCUUCCAGAGAUGCACCAGCAAUAUGAAUUACAGGAAUCUCACCAUGGAUGAAGAGAAAUGUGUGGAUAGCUGUGCAGGCAAACUAAUCCGCUCCAACCACCGCUUGAUGGGAACGUACGUGCAGCUCAUGCCACGGAUCGUACAGAAGCGGAUGGAGGAGAUGGAAAGCAAAGCGGCGGAAGCAGCUAAGCCUGGACUGGCCCCCGACUCACAGCAACCUACAGCAGGCACCGGAGGUGGCCCAGAGGCUCCGCCAGUAGCUGCAGCAGAGUCCUCAGCAUGGGGUCUAGCAUCAGCAGCAACACAUCCAUCAACUGCAACAGAGAUGGCACCAGUGAUGUCAAACAUGAAGAAGACCCUGCCGUCGCUAGUAGAAGACCCUGCCUCUGUGCAGCCUCAGGCAAUCCCACCCAUUCCACCCAGUAGCAGUGGAACCCUGCCAGCUGCAGCAUCAGAACCUUCCAUUUAUGUUGGACAGCAACCCAGACCAACAUCUUGAUUAAAAUAAAUAAAUAUACUGUACGACAUAGUAAAAUAA